AUGUCUUCUUUCUUACCUUUCGCCUUUUUGCACUGGCCAGAACCCCAGCUACUCCCCAGUCACCUGUUCACAGUCAAUGUGUUGUUGUUAAAUCAUUGGUUAUUUUUAAUCGUUCUUACCUUGAGUGUCGAGGACAGUAAUGGAACUACUUUUAGUUCUUUUCAUGUGACUAUUUCCUGUAAGUUUACAGUUCACGUUCAUCUAUCUAUGCCUGAAGUCUGUUCAUAUCUAUCUAUGCCUGAAGUCUGUUCAUAUCUAUCUAUCUAUCUAUCUAUCUAUCUAUCGAUUUUCCAAGCGUGCGUGCGUGCGUGCGUGCCUUCCUGCCUGCCUAUCUAUCUAUCUAUCUAUCUAUCUAUCUAUCUAUCUAUCUAUCUAUCUAUCUAUCUAUCUAAUUCUGUUCAUAUCUAUCUAUCUAUCUAUCUAAUUCUGUUCAUAUCUAUCUAUCUAUCUAUCUAUCUAAUUCUGUUCAUAUCUACUCUAUUUAUCUACCUUUAUUCAUCCGUAGUUUCUUUCUUUCUUUCUUUUUUUUCUUUCUUUCUUUCUUCCCUCUGUUUUUUCUUUAUUUUCUUACCUUUCCUUUCUCCGUACACUCCGCCCCGCACUUACUUCUGGGUUUUUCGUCUUUCUCGCACACACAAUAAAGUUGAACUCUAG
Messenger RNA from Acanthosepion pharaonis, 654 nucleotides. NCBI's taxonomy places the organism in Eukaryota, Metazoa, Mollusca, Cephalopoda, Sepiida, Sepiidae. The record is from the annotation of a GenBank genome assembly.